This is a messenger RNA of Trifolium pratense (red clover), 1525 nucleotides long. RefSeq lists its product as uncharacterized. The transcript has 7 exons. Lineage: Eukaryota; Viridiplantae; Streptophyta; Magnoliopsida; Fabales; Fabaceae. The record is from RefSeq and is a predicted model, not a curated record. Bases 312 to 1460 code for a protein of 382 amino acids.
AGUAUUUUCCAAACGUGUGUCGACCCUUUGUGCGUUUAUUUGAUUUUCCUUUAAUAGGUUAUGUAUUGAAUUUAUUGACCAACAUAAUGAUUAAUGUAAACGUAAAAAAAAAAAAAACAUAAUAAUUAAUGUCCUUUAUUAUAUUCUUUUUUUAAGCAAAUAUAAAUAAUGUCCUUUAUUAUAAAAAAAAAACAUAAUAAUUAAUGUCCUUUAUUAUAUUCUUAUUUUGUCUUGCACCAUUGACAUAUAAAUGGGAAAUACUAAUUGUUUAUGAAUCACCAAGUGCUUUUGUUCGAUAACAAAAUUGUGAAAUGAUUAACAUAUUGUUCUUAUCGGUUUUGUGUUUGGCAACUAUUACAAGCCAUGGAGUUGAUGGCAGUCAUAGUACACUGAACGAAGAUUUAGAGUUGGAGAGACAACCAAAGCUUAUUAACAAACCUCCUAUCAAGAGUAUUCUUACAAAAUUUGGAUACAUAGUUGAUUGCAUCGAUAUUAACAAACAACCAGCUUUUGACCAUCCUUUGUUAAAGAAUCACACGCUACAGAGACAACCUAGUUUUUACAUAAAAAAAGAAAAAACAAGUGUGAAGAAUUCACCAACAAAGUCCAUAUUUGAACUUGAUGAAGUCGAGUGCCCAACUGAAACAGUUCCUAUUCAGAGGACAACGAAAGAUGAUUUUAUUCGUGCAAAAUCUUUAUGGAAUGAUACAAUCCUUGCAACUGCUGUUCGUCAUAUUGCAACAGUUUCUCUCAAGGUGGCUCCUGGUGAACAUUAUUAUGCAGUUAGUGGAACUACAAAUGUUUAUAAUCCAAAGAUAAGUAAUGGUCAAGCAACCUCAUCUCAUGUAUAUAUUCAAAGUGGAGAUGGUACUAAUAAAAUUCUUGCUGGAUGGCAUGUAUCUCCUCAUAUAUAUGGUGAUGAUAAGACACAUCUUUUCGUUGCAUGGACGUCGGAUAAUUUCAAGAAUACCGGAUGCUACAAUGUACAAUGUAAAGGUUUUGUUCAGAUCGAAAGUCAUUAUUACGCUGGUGCAGCCAUACGACCCACAUCUACCUAUGGUGGACCGAUGGUUAAUAUGGCAAUUGAAAUUUGGCAGGAGACCGACAGAUGGUGGGUGAGCAUAAACAAUUAUGUGGUUGGAAAUUUUCCACUAGCUUUAUUCACCAACUUAAAGGCAGCUGCUGAAGUGGGGUGGGGUGGUGGAACAAUUGCCAUCGGUGUUCCUAACCCUCCAAUGGGAUCAGGACACUUUCCCGAUGACGACUUUUCUCAUGCAGGUUAUUUUAUAAAUAUGGGAUACAGAAAUGUACUUAGAUCAGCAUAUAUAGGACCUGCCAAGUCCUCAGUUCAAGAAAACGUUGAUGCCCCUAAUUGCUAUAGAGUUAAGUACGAUGAAAAUAGUCAUUUUGGGGGACAUGCUCUUCAAUUUGGAGGACCGGGUGGUAACUGUAAUUCAUAAUUUAUGUUUUGAGCAAGUUUCAAAAUAAAUAAAAAGAAUGAUACGACCAUUAUCUUUUUUUUUUG